UCAAAGACUCGAGGGUCCUAUCCAAAAGGAAGCAUUCCAUUGUUGUCAGGUUACAUCCUCAGAGUAAAAGAGAUUAACACCUUUUUGAAACAGAAAAAGAUAUGGAUGUCAAGAAGCAAAAAGCUUAUCUCCCACCAUAGGCUAAACCAGUAACGUAAGGCUCUAAUUCACCCAAGAUAACAUGGCCCGCCCCCAAGUAAGUCUUUGUUAGGGAAACCGAGGGGCCAUGAAGAAAAAGCCAGAGCUUAGUGAUGAGCAAGAGCUUGAGAUCCUCAAGGCCGUGGCGCAAGCAUGGCAGAGCCACUCCAGCAGCUGUCGGCCGAUGGCUGAGUUUGAUGCCCACAAGCAGAGCUUCAAAGGAAAGCCAUCUCGAUUCAGGCAAGAAUUCGAAGCAAUGAGCAGCAAAAAAUCAUCGGAUAAUGGCACCAAGGUUGUAACUUGGGAUUUCGGGCAAUCGUUAUGCGACUCCUAUGAGAUUGUCACCUUGUCCAAAAGAUUAGAGGCAGGGCUUGUUUCGGAUAACCCGUUUAUUGCCUUGAAUGAUCUCGAAGGUCAUGUCCAUAGGAAGCACAAGGAAAAGGGUAGGAAUAGCCUAAGAAACUUGUUCAAAGUGAUGACUUCGAGGAGGUUUAAUGAUGCUGAUGUUCCACGAGAAAAAGGAUAAAACAGUUUUGAUCCAUGCAUCAUGGUCAGUGUAACCUCACUUUGUGUGUUUUGUGAAUUCAAUUUGCAGGUUACACACAUCUGUGUUUCCCUGUCCUUUUGAAAAAAUGGAACAGUGCUUCCCCUAAUGCCAUUUUGAUUUCCACACCAUUGCAAGAACACACAGUAAAGAAACUAUUUAAAUGUUAAUUACUUAUAUUUCUACGGU
Molecule: messenger RNA, 871 nt
Organism: Carya illinoinensis
Lineage: Eukaryota; Viridiplantae; Streptophyta; Magnoliopsida; Fagales; Juglandaceae
Exons: 1
Coding region: 227-664 (145 amino acids)
Source: RefSeq, a predicted model, not a curated record